GGUGCUGAGCAGCUUGUAGUGCCCAGCAUUCUAUCUCUGCACUCCCGGAAGCUGGCUGCAGCAUGUCUCCCGGUGAUGUUACUUUUGCUGUGUUCCUGCUGUGCACAACUAGUGCCAUGCUCUGCAGCGCAUCAGAGAGCACCAAGCUACAGCACAAGGAGGCACAGCACCUGCCUGUCAGGCUGUUUACAGAUGAGGACCUGGCCAGUCAUAAUGGAGACAAGGACGACCAGCCUAUAUAUAUGGCAGUGAAAGGAUCUGUGUUUGAUGUCACUUCAGGAAAACAAUUUUAUGGAAAAGGAGCUCCGUACAAUGCGCUUGCAGGCAAAGACGCUACAAGAGGAGUUGCAAAAAUGUCACUUGAACCAGCAGACCUCACUUAUGACACUACUGGACUUUCUGAAGAAGAGCUGAAAUCCCUGGAUGAAAUCUUUGAGAAUGUAUACAAGAAAAAAUACCCCAUUGUUGGAUACACAGCUCGACGGAUCUUAAAUGAAGAUGGGAGCCCCAAUCCAGACUUCAAACCAGAAAAUCAGCCUCAAUUUAGUAUCAAAGAUGAGUUUUGACAUAAAAAGGACAUGGGUUUAAAUAUUUAGAAUACUAAUUGUACCAUCAUUUGUUAAAUACCAUAAACAUUAAACAUAUUUUUUAUAUACACAGGGA
Molecule: messenger RNA, 663 nt
Organism: Bombina bombina (fire-bellied toad)
Lineage: Eukaryota; Metazoa; Chordata; Amphibia; Anura; Bombinatoridae
Gene: NENF
Product: neudesin neurotrophic factor
Exons: 4
Coding region: 63-566 (167 amino acids)
Cellular component (GO): membrane; endomembrane system
Source: RefSeq, a predicted model, not a curated record